Messenger RNA from Myotis daubentonii (Daubenton's bat), 711 nucleotides. RefSeq names its product keratin-associated protein 10-3-like. The record is from RefSeq and is a predicted model, not a curated record. The coding region runs from base 1 to 711 and encodes 236 amino acids. The transcript has a single exon. Gene Ontology annotation, cellular component: keratin filament. Lineage: Eukaryota; Metazoa; Chordata; Mammalia; Chiroptera; Vespertilionidae.
AUGGCCACAUCCACCCUGUCCGUCUGCUCCAGCGACCGGAGCUAUGGCAGCCGGGCCUGCCUGCCCGGGUCCUAUGAUUCUUGCACGGACUCCUCCUGGCAGGUGGACGACUGUCCAGAGAGCUGCUGUGAGCCCUCCUGCUGCUCCACCUGUUGCUGUGAGCCCUCCUGCUGCGCCCCCACCUGCUGUCAGCCCACCUGCUGUGGCCCUAGCUGUUGCCAACCUUCAUGCUGCACCCCCAGCUGUUGUACUCUGACCCUUGUCUGUGCCCCAGUGAGCUGUGUGUCCAGCCCCUGCCAGUCAACCUGCACCAGCUCCUGCACACCCUCAUGCUGCCAGCAGUCUAGCUGCCUGCCCUCCUGCUGCACCUCCUCCUCCUGCCAGCAGGCCUGCUGUUUGCCCGCCUGCUGCACACCUGUCUGCUGCACACCCGUCUGCUGCACACCCGUCUGCUGCAAGCCUGUCUGUUCUUGGGUCACCCCCUGCCCAGCCCCUUCGAGCUGCUGCAGACCCUCCUCCUGUGUGUCCCUCAUCUGCCGCCCCAUGUGCAGGCCUGCCUGCUGCGUGCCCGCCUCCUCCUGCUGUGGCCCUGCCUCCUCCUGCCAGCCCAGCUGCUGCCGCCCGUCCUCCUGCAUGUCCCUGCUCUGCCGCCCCGUGUGCUCCCGCCCGGCCUGCUGCGUCCCCACCUCGGCCCAGACGUCCUGCUGCUGA